Messenger RNA from Arabidopsis arenosa, 2909 nucleotides. The record is from the annotation of a GenBank genome assembly. NCBI's taxonomy places the organism in Eukaryota, Viridiplantae, Streptophyta, Magnoliopsida, Brassicales, Brassicaceae.
AUUUUUAAUUAUAAAUGUUGUUUAGUACAGGUGGCUUACAAAAUCCAAAGUGCCGGUACUUAUUAGCUUUUCCCUUCCAUUUCAAGUCAAAAGUCCAAAACUCUGCAGAUUAUCUCAAAUUCCGAAAUUACCCUCAAACCCGAUCAUGGAAGAAUCAUCAAACCAACGAUCUCAACAAUUCCUCAACUGCUCAACCCGACCCGACCCGAUCAACAAACCACCGGAAUCACCAGCCACCAAAUUCUCGUUCCCGAAUCUCCUUCUCUGGUUUGAUCAAUCAAAUUGCGUUAAAACUCUCACUUCAUGGUCCAUCUUCUUCCUCCUCGCCGUCAUCGUCCCAAUGAUCUCUCACUUCGUAUUAAUCUGCGCCGAUUGCGAUUUCAAACACCGCCGUCCUUACGACGGAUUAGUGCAGCUUUCGUUAUCGAUCUUCGCCGGAAUCUCGUUCGUUAGUCUCUCAGAUUGGUCCAAGAAAUAUGGAAUCCGAAGAUUUCUCUUCUUCGAUAAGCUUAAAGAUGUUACCGAUAAAGUUAGGAUCGGAUACGAAGCUGAAAUCCAGAGAUCAAUGAAGCUACUAGCUAUCUUCGUCCUCCCAUCGAUAACGCUUCAAGCUAUCUAUCGCAUUUGGUGGUAUGCUUCAGGCUUUAACCAAAUCCCUUACAUCAUCAACCCAAUGCUGAGCCAUGUCUUAGCCUGCACACUCCAGCUCUCUUCUUGGCUCUACCGUACAUCACUCUUCAUCAUCGCUUGUAUCCUCUACAAAAACAUCUGCCACCUCCAGGUCCUCCGUCUUGAUGAAUUCGCCCGUUGUUUCGCCUCUGAGAUCAAAGAUUUUAACUCCAUACUCGCCGAGCAUCUCAAAAUCCGGCGUGAACUGAAGAUUGUUAGUCACCGUUUCAGGCGAUUCAUUCUUUUGUCAUUGUUUUUCGUCACUGCCACUCAGUUCAUGGCAUUGCUUACCACCAUCAGAGCUAGUGUUCCUUUUAAUAUUUACGAAGUUGGCGAACUCGCGUUAUGCUCCAUAAGCUUGGUAUCAGGGCUAUUCAUAUGCUUGAAAAGUGCAACGCAGAUGACUCAUAAAGCUCAAUCUGUUACGAGCAUCGCCACAAAGUGGAACGUUUGCGCAUCUUUAGAUACAUUUGAUGUUCUUGAUGAUGGAGAGACUCCUAAAUGUCCAACGACCAUACAACACUCCCAGAUUUUAUCGCGUCGUCGUAAUGUUAUUCAAUCAUCUGACGACGAUGAAGAAGGAGAAGGAGAUCACAAUGAUCUUGAUAUACAUCCAAUCUUUGCCCGCGCUAUUUCUUCCCAGAAACGUCAAGCUCUAGUGACCUAUCUAGAGAACAACAGAGCAGGGAUCACUGUUUAUGGAUUCUUGGUGGAUAAAACAUGGUUGCGUAUGAUCUUUAGCAUCGAGCUUGCUCUUCUUCUAUGGCUACUCAAAAAGACAAUCGAUGGAGAUGGUCGUGUUUCCGGUAACGAUGCUACGAAGUUCUUCGCGAUGUCAAAGCUUCUCGCCAGGAACUCAAACAGGUUUGGGCAGUUGCGGAUCGAAGCGGCAAGGAUUUCUCGGUUAUCGGAGUUCAUCACUGCGAUGAAGCUCGUCUCAUUGGCACAAGAGGACAUGAAUUACUUCAGACCUUCUCAAAGGCUCAGUAGCAUCGUUUUAGGUACCAAGCUACAAGUCACGGCUAAAGCUCCUUGGUUCAAAUCAAAAUCUAUUAUCAAGCCACAAGUGAAUGUUGUGACAAUUGUUGAUUGGCUUGAAAAGAUUGUACAUGAAAAGCUAAAGCCUUUGGAAGUCACAUAUCGUUUCAACGAUUUUGCAUCUCCAGUACUGACUAAAGCGAUUUUGAUGCCAAGCCAAUGGAAUCUUCAAUUCUGUAUGUUCACCCUCGCCAUCUUGUUAUCAGGAGCUCACAUUGGUCCAGAGCCAACAACAGAUAGAUUUGUGGUUGCAAUGAGUGGACCAGAUGAACGGACCAUACCUGGAAAUACCAUGGCUGUUCAAGCUGACAUGCCAUUUAACGGGCUAACCAGUUUUGGAGGUUGCUUUCCUCUCAAGUUCGAGUGUUCUCAAAUGCCGCAUCCGGUUUUGGACCAAAUUACUCUUGUAGACACACCUGGUGUUCUUUCAGGAGAGAAGCAAAGGAUGCAAAGGAGCUAUGACUUCACUGGUGUCAUUCAUGACAAGAUCCGUGUUGUCUUAAACAAAGCUGACCAAGUUGAUACUCAACAACUAAUGAGAGUGUAUGGAGCAUUGAUGUGGUCGCUUGGUAAAGUCCUGACACACCAGAGGUCGUCCUUCAACGACAAACCCAUAAACGAAGAUGCAGUUGGACCGAUUGGAAAAGAACUUUUUGAGAAAGAGCAAACUGAUCUUCUAGCAGACUUAAUGGACAUACCCAAGAAAGCAUGUGACAGAAAGAUUAACGAGUUUGUGAAGCGAGCUCGAGCUGCAAAGAUCAAUGCAUACAUAAUGAGUCACCUUAAGAAGGAAAUGCCAGCAAUGAUGGGCAAAUCGAAAGCUCAGCAACGUCUCAUGGACAAUCUCGAAGAAGAAUUUGGAAAGGUGCAGCGAGAGUUUCAUCUUCCGGCUGGAGACUUCCCAAGUGUGGAGCAUUUCAGAGAAGUAUUGGGAGGCUAUAACAUUGACAAAUUCGAGAAAUUGAAGCCGAAGAUGAUUCAAGCAGUGGAUGAUAUGCUGGGAUACGAUAUUCCAGAUCUCUUGAAGAAAUUCAGAAAUCCUUAUGAUUAAAUAAUAAUGUCAGCUACUUCAACAAACUUACUUGAAGUUUCAGAGUAUGUUAAAUAUUUGGACUUAUGUUUUUUGUUCUUCUGAAUGUGUUAAAUGUUCAAAUCAGCAAGUGUUAACCAAUUCAUUUUGAAAUUAAAAAAUUUGAAAACGU